Messenger RNA from Paramuricea clavata, 10049 nucleotides. NCBI's taxonomy places the organism in Eukaryota, Metazoa, Cnidaria, Anthozoa, Malacalcyonacea, Plexauridae. The record is from the annotation of a GenBank genome assembly.
GUGAUGUAAUAAUUCAAGAUGGCGGCGGCUUCUUCGCUUUCAAGUAUGGGAGAAGAAUACGUUUUACCGAGCACAAACAGCUCAAAACCUUAUCAGUAUUUAGUGGAGAUUAUCGGCCUCGAUCACAACUACUGCAGGCCGUGGUCUGAGCGGGAAAGAAUUCCUCAUGCGAGGCCCGCCAAGGACUUAUUUUCGCCACAAACAGAAAAUGAGACCGAACCGUCGAAAAACGCCGACGACAACAAGAAAAAUAAGAAAGAUGAACUUAUUGAUGUUGAUACGGUAGAAGAGGCGCCUCUACAUGGUCCUGGUGCUAUCAAUAUGCAGUAUGAUGUGAUGAAAUCUAAAAUUGUCAUGUCAGAGUGUGAGAAAUAUGUGAGCAGUGCAUCCAGCAAGAGAACACCUGAUACUUGGGAAGAACUUAUUUGUAGGUGAGGAGAUUUUGUACAGAUCCAGGGGUAUUUUAGGUUUGGGAGUUAGGUGGGAGCUCCCCCCAAAUUUCUGGGGGUUUUAUUUGGGGGGAAUUCCCCUCCUAUAGUAACAAACCCAAACAUUAUUUCCUAUGCCUACCCAGACUGGAAAGUUUGGAAAUUGUGCGGGGGAGAUUUCGAAAAUUUAACAAUAAAUAUAUGGAAAGCAUCAAAACUGUGCGGGGAUUUCUCCCCCGCACAAUAUAAACUUUCUACAGUGGAUGCCUACCGAUUUCCAAGUUGAGAGGAUAUGAUUGAUAUCUGGGUUAAUUUGCCAACUGCACCUCCAAGUGAUUACCCAUUUUCAUCUCAAGCUUGUAUGCCUUUAGUUACAACUUACCAGUUUAAUAUUAAUUAAUAAUGAUAUUCAAUAGACUCAUUCUCCCAUUUUGGGGGAAAUGCUCCCCCUGGAAUUUGGGGGGAAUCCCCCCCUGCAAAGUAUCUCUGAUUCCCUGAGAUCAGUUGUAAAAUACUAUGUACAAAGUUACAGGAUUGAAAGUAAAGAAUUUUUACAUAAAAGUUAUAAAACAUGGUGGUUCAAGUUUCCCUGUGGUGUAAGGUGCUAAGGAAACCGUCGUCCAUAUUUGUCAGGGUUGACUACUGUACCUUGUUUGUCGUGGUGAUGUCAAUAAACUUUGCAUUCGGUUUCAUAAUCUCUUAAUAACACGCUACCUGUCACUUCACAACAAAUGCCUAAUGCUAGCUAGUCAGUUUAGUAAAUCAAGGGAAAUCUCUAUCACAUAUAUAUAUAUAAAGAUUUAAAAGACCGGCAUCUUCACACUGUAGCCAAUUAAUAAGAGACUUUCUCUGUUCUGGUUUUAACUGAAUUUCAAAGCCUAAAUACUUGAAAUAUAAGAAAGCUAGGGUUUCCUCGAAAGCAUUAUAGUAAGGGACGGAGCAUUAUAGUAAGGGACGGACCAUUAGAAAAGUGAUUGGAUUCUAGCCAUCAAGUGAGAAAAAAAAUUACCACUAUAGGUGUACAAAAAAAGUAUAUUGCUUCUUAGAGAAUGCCCCCAAUCACUUUUCUAAUGACCUAACAGGCUGCAUAUUUUCGAUACACGAGCAAAAUUAUUGUUGACAUUUGAGUUAUGUAAUUACUUCCGUUAAUGAGAUUACGAAGUUUCUUCGGUCAAGAACAAAUUUGUCAUAGGCAUUUGGGCCGGCAUUCAUUUAAUGACACCCUCUCUCCUCUGCCCACGCUAAAUGCCUGCUACACAAGCUAACUUUAAAGAGGUACGUCUUAACCCCUAAAAUUUUUUCACCUUUUUGGUAUUGGGUGGGAAUGAUAACUAAGUCUAUAAUAAAAAAUUCAUAGAACUGGCUGGACAACACAGCAGAAUGUUUUAUUUGACAAGAUACUGAAGAUUGUGUCUGCUUAUCGUCUGGCAUGGCUGACAUAUCAAGGGGUAAUUAUGAGCAUAUGACAUGUUAUGUAUUUAUGGUUGAACCAUUUGAUAUAUCCAUUAUUGCCACUUAAAGGGUUAAAGAAAAUACUCUACUUUCAAUGACCCUGAAGUAGAGUCGAAAUAUCACCAUAAUUUGUGUCUUUAUGCCUUGUUUCCUGCAUCAGGACGUGUAAAGAAUUGAAAGAAUAAUUUCUGACAAUGUUUGAAUUAUAUUUUAGUCUGCUAAUGAACCUAUCCUCAGAAGAGUAGCUGUUGAUAAAGCCACAAAAAGAGUGAGGCAAAUUUUGAGCAGAAUUGAGUGGGUAAAUAAUAAUUUUUUUAUGCGAGUAUAAAAUUUAGAUGUAACAAUUUUUACAACAUUGUGCACAGGGGGGCGAAACUUGAGGGAGGGGGGGGAUAUGAGGGGGUAGUACCCCCCAAAAUACGAAUCAUCCUGAUUGGCAUGGCAAUCAAAAUGCGAAGAAUUCCAAUAAAAUUAAAUAAAUAAUUAUGAGUACAAUUUUAAGCGAUAGAAUGUAGAGUUAUUAAGUAACUUAUUACAGCUAGCAAACAGUAAGCAGUUCGUAUGCAUGUAUAUUAGCACGUGAUGUAUUCUGCCAGACACCCCCUAAUUAAAAGGGGCUAGUUUUGCUCCUGAUUGUGUGAGAUGUAAAGACUGCCUAAGAAAUGUGAACACCUCAUAAAAUUCACACAAUAAUAUUCUUCAACACUUAAAAUUCUGCACCAUCUGCCUAAAAGCUCCAUCUCCCACUCCAAUUUUCUCAAUGAUCGACUUUUAGGACUCCAGGGCAGAUGGAGUAUUUUAAUUGUGUUCCUGUAUUUGUCCUUAUCUAGGAUACAAAACUAACAACAUGGCUACAUAGUUCAAUGGUAGAUGGUCUCAGCAUUCCAUUAUUAGCAUGUUAUUUGGAUAUUGUCCAAACAUUACGAUCAAAGGUUUGAAAUUACACUAUAUACUUAAAUUAAAUGUACUUAUAAGACAGCCAAAAUUGGUUGAUAAUCUAUUGCAGUAACAGGCUUUCUAAAAUUGCUUGAUCACCUGACAUUAGUACAGUGGCUAGUACACAUGACAUUUGUGACCUGGAAAUUUGGUGUGUGUGGUUCCCUUCCUCCUGAACCCAUGUAAACGGUGACAGACUGGAAUUUAAAUAGAACUGACAGAGCUAUUCAAUUUUGAUAAGUUUAGUACUGCAGAGAACAACGAAAAAUUUGUUGUCUUGAGCAGGAUUCAAACUCGCAUUUUGGGGUGAAGUUUAGUUUAGCUUCUGGUUUUUCAACCCAGUGUGAGCAAGAAGUUGCUAAAGGUUUGCUUGACUGAUUAAUCAAAAAUUAAUACAAUUGUAAGUUGUUACAAUUUUUUAUUUUACAGGUUCCUACAUUAGUUGACAAGAUGAUUACAGGUGGAUCCACUAAUCGUCGUGUUUCAGCUGGCACAACUGACAAUCUGACAGCAUUGUUGAAACGACCAUGGGAUGCAACAGUAGCACUAACAUCCUUUCAGAGACCUGUAAGUUUACCUACAAUCAUGAAAAAUGUUUCUACUGAGUUGAAUCCUAGAUAAACUUCAAAGCAAUCUUCCCAACAGAAGAGAUGAUAAACAUGGACAUAUUUUCCACAAAAUCUUGUCUGGAUCAAUAAAAGUUUAAUAAAUUUUCUAAAGUUUUAUUAACAAACAUGCAGAGGUACACAAACUAAAACUGCUGGUUACAUUUUAACCCAUGGUUAGUGGUGAUCCAGCUUAAGCAACAUGUUGCACCAGGUGUUCAGUCGAACGACAAACAAAGCUGUUGGAAUUAUUACCAGUGCUUUGAGGUUAGACGUUUCACAACAUAAUUCUCUAUUGUCUCUUUUUCAACAGAGAAAAAUCACAGGCACUCCAUUGCUACUGAUUGUACCAGGUGGACCAACAACCAGUGCUACUGGUAAUUCAACAAAGCGUUCUCGUUUCUGGCACCAUCAUCUUUCUCACUUUGGUAAAGUAAUUCCAGUUACCAUGCAUCUUAGUAACAGUGCUAGGGGUGUUUCUGUUGGUCAGUGUCUUGAUCACAUGAUUGGUGCUGUGCAAGCUAAAGUACUCGAGGUGAGUAAAGUCAUUUUGUAUUUAUCAUUAAAUUGCUAAAUAAGCAAUGAAGUCUCAUACCAUUUGUCCCACAUUUUCCUCAGCUAGUAUAUCACAUGGAAUAUACCAGAAAAGUACAAAACAGCCCAUGCUCACUGAUUUACUGUUAAUGCUUUUAAAAUUAAUAUCGCUUUAUGUGAAAGUUGCACAAAAAACUGCCUCGUGUAACAUACAGUAGCCUUUGCGAGAAUGGUUGGAGAUGGAAAAAACAGAAAGGGUAACUCAGCCCAGCCUUAGCAACUAAUUAUUUCCUAAACUGCCCAUAGAAAUAAUUAUUUAGGAUGCAUUAGUAAUAACCAGUGUGAUUUAUAACAGAGCUCAGGAUUAUAUAUUUUGUUGUUUUAGCUGAAAAACCACUUUCCUAACCGUCCUGUUGUUCUUAUUGGUUGGGCAACUGGAGCUUUGGUAUCCUUACAGGUGAGUUUUUAAUUAAACAUACUCAUGUUUACGUAUAUUUUUUAUGUAUUUAUACUGUACAUGACAUGUAUGUAAAUGUCCAGUCCUACUACUAGCAUAUAUCUUUAACAACCAUCAAAUGUGUGGGAAAAUAAAGUCAUUUGAAUUAGUGAGGUGCAAAAAACUGAAAAAAAACUACUAGAGAGCUGUAGACUCAAGUCAUGUGACUUGGACUCAAGUCGCAAUUUUAGUGAUUUAUCAGUUUGACUGUUACUAUGUGAUCGUGAGCUAAUGUUGACAUUGUAGUGAUCUCACUCGAUUGAAUAAUAUUUGAUGGGUAUUGUAUAUGGAAAUUGUCGAUUCCUGCCAGGGACCUAAACUCCUAAAGUUGCAUUUUUUGCAGCUACGGUAGUUAGAUCUAAUAAAUGUAUAUAAAUUUCCACUCGACAACUUCUAAGGACAUGUCUGCUAUCUUUCAGGUAUCAUUAAAAGAAUCCGUAUGUGCAGUUGUCUGUCUUGGUUUUCCCCUCCUGGGAGUGGAAGGAAUACGUGGGGUAAGUAUAAGCUGACCACUGAGCCAUAACCCCCUCCCCCCGUCAAGCGAGAAUGAGAGUUGGCAGUCAUGCAUUGUUACAGGGGACAUUUCAAGCUCUAGAUAAACAAAAUAAAGCUUUGAUGAGUGCCCAACUAUAUGUUUUAACUUAAAUAAAAUACAUGAUAGUUUUGGGAAAGCAUUAAGAACAGCUGACCGUUUGUUUGAAGAGCAUUAAGAACAACCAAGCUCGCGUGACUGUGAUUGUUGUUACACUUCUUCUGUAUUUUUCAGGGUGCAGGCGAUCCGCUCCUUGAUAGCAAAACACCAACCAUGUUCGUAUUUGGUUCGCUUUCUACUUCGUGUUCGUUGCCGGAUAUUGAGGUUUGUAUAAGUUUUAUAGAAAUAUUCUCUGCCGUGCGAGGGGCAGUUCCUAUAACUGCGCAUACAGUACAGUAUAUACAGUAACUGUACCUAACCAUAGUCCAUGAAUUCUUAGUAGUUUUUUUAUGUGUUUGUUUUAGGAGUUCCGCACGAGAUUGUUGGCUGAUACCAGUUUACUUGUAAUUGGCGGAGCUGACGACAAGGUAAAGCUUGACAGAUUAAUUACAAUUCAACUGAAGGCUCAACUAAACUAGAUAGCUCUAUCAGUUCUAAACUGAUCUACCUAGAGUUUACGUAAGAGUCAUAUCUCAUUGAUCCGAUGUUACUAUGAGAGGGGAGUGGGAAUUUAGAUUGCCAACGUAUUACCAUUCUUUUGUUGCUGCAAAUCUCAACUUUGUUUGCCUUAAUUUUCAUGUAAAUUUGCUUCAUUUAUAGCCUACCAAUACCCCCUUCCCCCACUGAGCGCCACUGUGCCUUUUGCGUCAAACUGAAGGAAUUUUGCUUUUUCUGUAGCUUCGUCUAACCAGCGCAAAAAAGAAAAAGGAAGGUGUUACCCAGUCGGUGGUGGACAGAAGAAUUAUGGUAAGUCAUACGAUUCAGGGUUAUACAGUACUUACCUUUAUUACUAAGGAGAGAAGAGGGGUUAAUUACUUUCGCGUUCUGACCCCUUAAUAAUCUGUACUAAUUGUUUAUAUGAUUAUUUUUCAAACUGAAAGAAUAUUAAAGCCACGGUAUUCUCUAAUUCUACCCCAUAUAGGAUGAUAUUGGUGAAUUCCUAAACAAAGCUGUUUCUAGCAUGAACGACGAUUCACAUCCCAGGUUGGACUACUUUGAUUUUGAUGACGUCGAAAAUCGACGCAAGAAACCGAAAACUGAGUAUCGGAAACGGCCGGCCGGAGAUCGCACGGGGUCGGCAACAGCCCCUAAGAAACCUCGGGGACGAACCCCCAAGGCAACUAAUGGUGAGGGGAAUGUGGCGAAGAAACCAAAAACUGUCAAAACUGCCAAAAAGCCCCCGGUAAAUAAACCGGCCGUACUUGUCCCAGGGACUGGUCAAACAGGUCAAGCACCAGGUGCGCCAGCAGUUCGUCCCACCGGAAGUAUUCCAAUUGCGCCAUUACGAGGCACACACCCCACAAUCCCUAGCGGUAUCCUUCAAGGCGUUCCGCUAACCAGUGUCAGUGUGCCCAUAUCUGCUGUUGGAGUUCCACUCACCGGCAUGCCUGUAUCUCGGGUUAGUAUACCUGGAGUCCGUUUAUCUGGUGUUAAUAUUCCGGUAUCUGCUGUCAAUGUUCCGGUAUCUGCAGUGAUCAAGCAAGGAUCGUUGGGCGGAAGGUCUUUCGUAUUUCCUGGGGCAGUCAGUGGGUCUGCUAACCCUGGGGUAACCACCUCCGGUAUAACGACCAUGGGAACUUCAGGUAACACCCAUCAUCUGAAGAUUGUUGUGAACCCCUCCGCGGAUGGUGGUAUACAGCUCACUGGUCCAUCGAAGUCUGGACUAUCAUCUGAAUCUCACGCAACAUUGCAGUACAAGACUGCUAUCGUAACUGCCCCUCUUCCCAAUAAAACCUCCGCCUCUCUCAAAGCGACCACUGCGAACACCACCUCACAAACUUCAACCAUCUCCACUACUACCAACUCAAGUUUAUUGAGCUCACUACCUAUCACGUCAUCACCUCGGACGUCAUCUACCACGUCAUCAACCACAGUCAAUGUUUCCCAAGCCUCGACUACCAGCUCUAAACCAAUCGUUGUGUCUCGGACUGUGGUCACUGUUCCCAAGUCUGCCGUGAUCGGCGGGCAAACUCAAUUUGUAGUGCAUCAAGGGCAAUUGUCGGCGGUUGGUAAACAGGCCAGCAUGCGGCCGUCUUCCCAUGGCAACCCACCUACCCAACACAAAGUAGCACCCCAAGGUACACGUGUGAAUACGUUCUCUAGUGCAAAACCUCAAACCACUUUGUCCAGCACAGCGUCUAAACAAACAACCUUGUCCAGCACAGCGUCUAAACAAACCACCGUUCGUGUUAGUCAUGCGGGAUCCCUACAGUCUUCUACGAAUCUCGCGAGAAAGUCCCCAUCAACUCAAUCUAUGGCACGUACCAUUCAAGUCGGAGUGAAACGCACGGUCUCGUAUAACCCUUCGACGGCAUCGAAAAAUGUGACUGUAGUGUCCAGGUCCCUUCCCGCCGAGGCGCUCACGUCUCAUGCGUCUAACGUCAGCCACAUAAAUCUCGAACGUUUAAAAGCAAAACUCAAAACGAUUCAAAAUUUGACUGGACUGCAAACUGGCAGCCAAAUUGGAGCGGUGCAGAUGAAGGCAUCUCAAACUUUGACUAACCCAGCCAGCACGUCAGUGCAACAUAUUAAGUCUAGAAAUACUGCGCAAUCUUCAACGCGAACUAUCGACGGAACUGGUGCGCAGACCACUUCCAAAUUAAUAACACAGGCUGGUUCCCAGUCAUCUACACAAUCGAGUGCGUCGACCUCGGGACAGGGCAACUCAAGAUCCGGUGCGCAAGCUAUACCGAUGACAACUACACAAACCACGACGAAAUUAAAUACUCAAACUGUAGCAUCGGCUGCCGCAAGCACUACGCCAAAAUCAAGUUCGCAAACUGUUCAAUCUUCCACGCAAGCCUCAUUAUCAAGUGUGCGUCCUGCUGUGGCAGUUAUUGAGAAAUCAACUGCACAAGCAUCUCCAAAAGCUUCUACGCAACUAGUUCAAACCACUGCGCCAACGGCUGGGAAACCAGUCGAGCAAUCCAUUAAGCACAUCGCCCCGCUAGUGACCGGAAAGCCGAGUGUCAUGUCGAUUGGAAAAUCGAAUCCCCAAUCGACUACCAAACCAACCACGCACUUUAUUCAAGUCCCAGCAUCUGCCAAAUCAAGUGCGCUAAAUGCUGCCAAAGCAAGCGCGCAAACUUCAAGCUCACAAACUUCAAGCGCACAAACUUCAAGCGCACAUAAUGCCCAAAGUACAGUACAAGUCGGUACGCAGUCAACUCCGUCGUCAAGUACAACACCACGUGCGACAAGCACGGUUUCACACGCGACAAGUUUGACUUCGCAUGCAACAAGUACGACAACCACUAUAUCUCAGAAAGAGGAACCAAUAGGCGAGCUAGCAGAUAAAAGCGCUGAUGUUCACGCUGACCAAUCAGAAUCCAGUUUUACGUCGGGCUCAAAAUCUAACGAGGAAAAGUUAGCUGAGAAAAUCAACGAUAUCGUGAACGAGGUGGUCGGUGGAAAACUAAGAACAACGAGACAGUCAGUACGUCGUCUGGUUGCCGCAGCCAAGUUGGCCGAAGAACAACACAAACGUGGAGAAAUUGGUGACGGUAGUAAAGACCAAAACAAGUAGUGGUAGGAACUUUUUAUUGAUAUAUACAGUAAAAGCCCGUAAGAAGAGUCGCUGCAUUUUGACGUUAAACUUCUCCCAUUACACUUAUACUGUAAUUGCUAUCUAAAAGUUUCCAAUUUUGAUCAAAUGUCUUUGUCUGAUUUUGCCUUGGCAAUAGGGCCACUUUAAAUGGGAGAAUUGGGGGUAACGGAGGAACGGGGAAUAUCAUAUACUCCUUAAUAUAAAGAUCUUUAAUUAAAGGGGGAAUAUAUCGGCCCCCUUUAAUUAAAGAUCUUGCAAAGAUCACUCCGCUGCGAAUUUAUCGCGGUGACAAAAGUAAUGGAGAUAUUAUUAGCAGUAUAUUUAACAAAUAUAAAACAUUUUUCCGUGUUAAUUGAUAUACAGUUAUAUCAGCACGAGUGGAAAUUGGGAAAACGAGAAAUUGUGUGGAAAGGCGGAGUGUUUUCACACAAUUUCGAGCUUUCCCAAUUUCAGCGAGUGUUGAUAUAACUGUUAUCAAUACGGAAAAAAUGUUUUAUAUUUGUUUUAUAAUAUAGCACAAAGAAAUAUAGAGAAAGAAGUUUUCCGACGUUUCCGUGUUGACAUUGAGUUAUAUCAACACGGCUCUUAGCCAAUCAGCGUUCAGAAUUUACAAAUGCUAUAUUAUAAAUCAACGUAUUUACCAAUUUCGAUGUUUUCAGUAACGAAUUAAAAAUUAAAUUUAAAAUUUCAACAAUUAAAAAGAAGCUUCAUAUUAUUUUUUUAUUGUUCUUUAAUACUAUAAACAAAAAUAUAAAUUUCAUUCUAUAUUCACUUAAAAAGUGGUAUGGUACCAAAAAUUGAGCGUAGUGUAAACGGGGCUUUAGAUAAUUAGUUGCAUGUACUUCCAUCUAAUAUCCCAAUUUUCAUGAAUAACUAAUCACAAAUUCUGGAUACGAUUGAUCAUUUUCAAACACCACAAACAUUACGGGGUUAGCCGUGUUAUCCACACACGAAUGAUACAAUUCAUAAGGCUUGUUCGGAUCUCUGGCUGGUGGUCGCACUGUGUUUGAAUUACCAACAACAUACAAACCAACGAUAACUUUAUUCAAAAACAUCAUUUUGUGGCCUGUAGUUGGUGACACGCUCGAAUAUCCGUCGGAAUAUGAAGCAUUUACGGCAAAAUACGAUCCCUUGCCGCAGGCUGUUCCAUGAGGACCAUUAACCCGCCAAUCAAAACCUUGCUGGCAUAUCGCUUUCACGGCGUUCUCGUUUGUUCCGUGAAAUAGCUCUCGCACUUCAACUGGCCUGCCUAAUUUUCGUGAAAGCUUGGAUAAUUUCCUGUUGAAAUAGAAAAUAUAUAAACUGUAGGGAACUAGCCUGUGAUGAAUUGUGCCCACCUGGGACUCAAAUUGCACAUAGC